GAUGUUGCUAAAAACGGACACCAGGUUCGCUUGCACACGAGGGCGAUAAAGUCGGAAGGCCAUCUACAUUGUUUUUCAAUUUUAAUGCAGUCCGAGUUGACCUUGCAGUACAAAAACAAACAGGUGUCAUCAGUUCAUCACCUCCUAGUCUUUCUUGAAAGCAAUGGCGGGCCUCAGUUCGUUACGUUUCAAAUCGUUCAAUGGCUGUUUAAAGGCCGUUCAAGCAUUUCGUGGUACGACGAAUUGUGUGGUGAAGAAUCUUAAUGUCCAUCAAGUGCAGUAUCGAGUAGUGUCUGGCUUCUCCUCAAGUGGCAAUUUAACGUCGGGAAGCCUUGAUAAAAACGUCGUCUAUUCUCGCCACGAGGAUUUCCGUCUCGUCGACCAAACAGUUGUGCAACGCAUUUUCGACCGGGCAUCUCUAUGGCCCAAUCUUAUAGCUAUGGAAUGUUGGGGAACUGGUCGAAAAUAUACAUAUGGCAAGCUACGUGAUUUGAUCCGUAAUUUUGGCAGUGCAUUGGUUAGAAUGGGUUUCAAACAGGGUGAAGUGUUUGGAAUGAUUUUACCUAAUCUUCCGGAAUUUCCCAUUAUCUUGCUUGGAGCCGCUGGUAUCGGUAUGCCAGUCACAACGGUUAAUUCUACCUAUACUGUGGAAGAAAUUGCGCGCCAAUUACAACUUUCUGGCGCCACCGUCGUCGUCACCAUUCCAGAAUUGGCGGGAACCCUUCGUCAGGUGGCUCAACAAUGUCCUGAAAUUCGACGCCUCCUGGUGGUUGGUAAACCAGAAGAAGGGUUUGCUUCCCUUGAAGAAAUGUUACAAGAUAAUGGUGAUCUUUUUGACGACAAUAUCAAGAUCAACCCAUCGGAAGACAUUUUUGUACUACCUUAUUCAAGUGGAACAACUGGCGUUCCUAAAGGGGUCAUGCUUACUCAUUCUAACGUCUGUGCCAAUAUUGCACAAAUGGGGCAUCCAGGAACAAUGAAAGUAUCCUACUGUCCUGCCACAUCCAACCAUUCAUCAGACUUGCAAGAAGUCUUUAUUUGCCUACUCCCGUUUUUCCACAUGUAUGGGAUGCUUGCUGUUGUCCUGAACGGUUUGGAUCACGGAGCCAAGAUGAUAACCCUCCCUCGUUUUGAAGGCGAAUCGUACCUUAAUGCCAUUAAUCAGCACAAGCCGUCGACUUUACAUCUCGUACCUCCGCUGGUGUCUUUCCUCGGACAUCAACCUAAUUUGAAAUUAGAAGCAUUUCGUCGGUUGCAUACGAUUGUCAUUGGCGCAGCUCCAUUAGGACCGGCCGCUGCAACCAGACUGGUCGAACGUUUGCAAAAACACGAUCUAUUGAUGCAGGAAGGAUACGGGAUGACUGAAACAUCUUGCAUUAGUCAUUUCAGUCCGAUUGUAAACAACCAAAUUGGAUCGUUUGGUGAGCCUUUAUCUCGGACUAAAAUCAAAGUUAUUGACGUUGACACUGGCGAACCUCUCGGACCCGGCCAACAUGGAGAAAUGUGUGUAUCUGGCCCACAAGUGAUGAAGGGAUACUAUAAAAAUGAAAAAGCGACCAAAGAAACUGUUGACAGCGCAGGAUGGCUGCACACUGGAGACAUGGUUUAUUAUAACGAACAAAAUCAGUUUUUUAUUGUUGAUCGUUUGAAAGAGCUUAUUAAAGUGAAAGGCCUCCAGGUAUCUCCGUCAGAGUUGGAAGACGUUCUAAGACGCCAUCCUGGCGUUCUGGAUGUGGCAGUUAUCGGUGUUCCUGACGAAUUUGCUGGUGAACUUCCUCGCGCUUACGUUGUCAAGAAACAAGGCAUUACAUUGUCUAAGCAAGAAAUUGUAAAAUUUAUCGAUGCCAAAGUAUCAAAUCAUAAAAAACUGAAAGGGGGAGUUGUCUUUCUUGACGCUAUUCCCAAAACAGCUACUGGGAAAAUACUUCGUCGUGAAUUGAAGAAGCUGUAGAAAUGUUGGGUUUGUUUUUGUUCCUCUUCGCGUUUUUUUCCACGAUUUUGACACUUUGGUUUCGAUGAAUUAAAACUAUAUAGGUAUAUACAUAUUUUACUGGUUAUUUUCCAUUUACGAUUUUUUUAAAGAUUUAAAUUGAUCAACGUAGUUAAUGACUUCCAUGAAUGAUUCAAUUGACAUUCCAUUCGAUUUGCAA
Daphnia magna is the source of this 2150-nucleotide messenger RNA. RefSeq names its product 4-coumarate--CoA ligase 3. Lineage: Eukaryota; Metazoa; Arthropoda; Branchiopoda; Diplostraca; Daphniidae. The transcript has 9 exons. Bases 164 to 1951 code for a protein of 595 amino acids. Gene Ontology annotation, molecular function: CoA-ligase activity. The record is from RefSeq and is a predicted model, not a curated record.